Plutella xylostella (diamondback moth) is the source of this 3955-nucleotide messenger RNA. RefSeq names its product UPF0047 protein YjbQ. NCBI's taxonomy places the organism in Eukaryota, Metazoa, Arthropoda, Insecta, Lepidoptera, Plutellidae. The record is from RefSeq and is a predicted model, not a curated record.
UUUUACGACUGUUUCAUUCACCUCCCGCAGAAAAUAGGGGUGUCGAAUCUGCCCUAUAACCUCCGCUAUAUUUAUUACAAUUUUAAAGAUCGAAGAUGAAUCAUUUAUGAUAAUUGUGGAUUAAUUCGUGUAAAGCUGGUUCUAAGUGAUGUUGUGUAAGAUCGCCCGUGUUCUUGUGAUCAUUGUGUAGUGAUUUUAAAAAUUAAACAUGGCCUCAAACCGAGGAAUUCAGAUCGGAUCCGCGUGGUUUCAACGGAAGCUGAACCUGAGGCCGCAGCACCGCGGCGUGCACCUGGUGACCGAGGAGAUCCUCAAGCAGGUGCCGGAGCUGUCGCAGUUCGCGGUCGGCCUGUGCCACAUCCAGAUAAUGCACACGUCGGCGAGCCUGGCGCUCAACGAGAGCUGGGACCCGGACGUGCGCGACGACAUGGAGAUGAUGCUGAACAAGAUCGUGCCCGAGGGCCUGCAGUACCGCCACUCCUGCGAGGGGCCCGACGACAUGCCGGCGCACGUGAAGGCGUGUUUCCUGGGAUCGUCGCUCACCAUCCCCAUCACGGACGGCAAGCUCAACCUCGGCACGUGGCAGGGCGUGUGGCUCUGCGAACACCGGAAUCACGCAGGCAGCCGAAAGAUCGUGGUGACCCUGUCGGGCUGCCCGCGCGACUCGCCGCUGUCGCCCGUGUCGCCGGCGUCGUGCUCCAGUUAGGAGCGGGCGGGGGGUGCGGCCCCCUCGCACACCCCGCACUCGCACUCCACUCCAGACUCUCCUCCAAGAGCACCCGGAGGUAGGCGCCCCGCCCCGUGCCACACCUUUUAUAUCCCCACACUAUAGCUGAUAAUUCUUAUUCUAUCUUCGAUGCGACAAUAUGUACAUAAGAUAACUAAUAUUGUAACCCGCGCCGCGCCAGUCCUGCCGCGGGGUUUGUAUAGUAUCUUCGAUGUAGGAAUUGAGUAAGACCACGAGUGUCCCGCGGCAGGCGGCGCCGCGCGGGAAUAGAAUGCCCUAUCGAUGUUACGUUCGGUCAAAUUGAACUGAACCCGUUGAACUUGUACAUAUAAUUAUGUGCGCCAGUUUUAAUGUAUACAAAGUGGUUGUUGUUUUGUUAUGGACUUGUCGAUAUGUACAGAGGGCGCGGCCGCCGGAGCCGUCGUCUGACAUCUACUUUUUUACCAUCAAUAAGUCAUAGCUACGAUAAGAGGUAUAAUAACGUAUUGAUUGUCAAAAUUUUCACUUUCUGCACUAGUUUCAAUUUUUUCGAAGUUCACCAGGAGACACUAUAUUUUUUAACAUGACACGGAAAUAUGGCACAUUAGUGGUUUUGAAGUUGGACACUCAUUUCUACACCAAUUUUGUAUGUAUUCGAUUGUGGUCAGUUCACGUAUUGAGAGCUGCAUGUAGGUUUAUAUGUAGUUGAGUACUUUGUACGUCUACGACAGAUAGCUCCCUUCUCUCUCCGUGUUAGGUUAGACACUAAUAUAGUACGUGAGAUAUGUCCAUAGCUUUAACCGUUCCGAGCGCGCGUGACCGUUGUAUCAACGGUCCCCGCUCGCGUGUACCACCCUGACACUGUCCAUCACCACGCCAUGGGGGCUUCAACACCAUACAGCAUGCGACGUCGACUCGUAUUGCCGUCUCCCUUCCACUCGCUGGUGUUCUCUUAGGAGUGAGCGUGACGUCGCGCGUGUUGCGAGCUCGCAUCGCGCCUAUUCUCAGUUGUGUACGGGUCCUGAGUGUCUUUUGCGAUGAAUUCCUACCACUUGGCAUUCGAUAUGCUCAAUUUGAACCUCAUGUUACUCCUCGGUAAUGUCUACGUACUCUCGUCGGUGUUGAGUUAGUUCCUGCGUGUACGCACGGGUGGCGUGCCUUGCCCGGCGGCGCGAGGCUGCGGCGAUGCCGGCAGUGCACUCACUCACCUUGUAUCCGCCCACAAAUAUUCUCCAUAUACUUAGUGAUAUAACAGAUAGUGGUUCCACUGUAAAAGGGCAACUAAAUUGGGCAUAGCCGUAAAUAGGUAUCGAAGUAUUCAGUAGUAAGUGUCAUUUUAUGUGGAUCGAACAAUACCUAGAGUCGUAGUGAGAGUUAAUCGCAACAGGGUUGGGAGACCUUGGUUUUUACAGGAAAGUAAUAAUAUUAUCCUUAAUGAUAUAAAUAAAGUGAUCGCUCGCCAACAAUAGUGGAGAGGUAGAGGCCUGCGUCUCUUCAGUUGCGUUCCGCUUUUAAUGUCCCGUUGAGAUAGCUUCUGUGGCACAAUUUUAACAUUGAGACUUAGUUAGGAUUUAAUAAAUUAUAAAUAGUAGGGUACCGUUGGCGUAAGAUACAUGAUACAGCGUGGAGCGCGCGCCGCCGCCCCCGCCGCCGCGCCGCGCGCUCCAAGUUCCCUUUUGAUACCGCAUUGUACAAAGUGUAGAUGUCACAGACAUGCUCGGUUUUGUCUCAUGACAACUUUUAGAUUUAACAUCUCACUUUAGAAGGCUUGUUGUAUGAAUGCUCGGGCUUUUAGUAGACAUUUUUUAAACUAAAUUUUAUUCUUAUCUUAAAUUUAAAAUUCAUCUCGAUAAUCUUAUUGAUACCUCGUUUAUAGCUUAUUGGCGAAUUGCACUUUAUUUCGGAAAAUUGGUUUUACAUUCCAUUUUCUGCUGUGUUUUUUACAUUUUGAUUAUUAUUUUUGUGAGACAGUUUUUAGUUUUCUGAUCUCGUUUUGUGGUUUAUUGUUGUUUAUCGUGAUAUUAUGGUGAAGGUUCGAGAGUUCGUUAAGUGCUUUUUAUCCAGUACAGAAUAUGUACUAGAAUGUAAAUAUCUUUUGCAUUUAUAAUAAUAAAUAAUACUUGUACAUGAUAAUGAUAAAAGGGAUGCAUGUACAGACAUGUGUACAAAUGUUGAUAUGCUAUUUGUGUAUGCGUGUUAGAUAUGCCACUGCCAUGCUAAUAAAUUUCACCUUACGUUAAGCUAGUGGUUCCAACAACAUUUUUUUGUAAUCGAGUCAACCACACACAGUGUGGGUGUUUUUAGAUUUUAUUAUUCCAAAUAAUUAGAACAUUCCUUUGAAAUAAUUGUGACAUUUAAGUAACGCACACAAACAGAAUAAAAUAUAAUAAUUGUGAUGCCGGCGGGUCCGAGCAAGUAGGUAUUGUUUGUACUGGUAGUCCCUCGUGUACGCAGUCGCAGCUUGAUGCGAAACCAACUGAAUAGGAGGACAGACAUUCGAAUUUACACUGCAUCGAACAUUUUGCUGGUCAAUCUGGAUAUAACACUUGCAACCGUUGCAUGGCCAAUCCACCAUGUGGCCUACAAGAUCCCGGUUUAGAUAUUUCGAUCUAAUGUUUAUUCGAAUUUCUGCUUUUCGAUUAAGUGUCGCCCGCGGUGGGCGUCUUCGCUAACAACGAAACUGUCUAGUUUUACUUUUAGUAAAAAAAUAAUGAAUCACCCUAGAUUCACAUUGAAGUCACAACUUCAGCACAAUAAUGCAUUUAGUUCGUUCAUCCUAACGUAUUGCAAUGAAUGAGCGCAGAGUUAAGCGUAUUUGCUAAGUUCACUAUAAAAGCACGACUUUUCAAUAUUUGUGAAUGAAUAAAUCUGUAUUCUGAUUGGUUGUUCCGUGACGCACGUAGACGCAGAGGUUGUAAUCACUGAUCAGGGAUAAAUAAUCGUGUUGGAGACAAAUAAUUUGUGUGAAUAUAAUUUAAGAGCAAUUAUUAUUAUAUCAAUAUACGGUUGUACAGUUCAUUACUUCAUUCAAUGGUUAUUUCUCAUUUUUCUUAUAGGAUAUGAAUUAUAACAAAGAGCAUCAGUUGUAAAACCAUAUAAUUGUUGGUUAUUUUCCGUUCACUUCGUAAGAGAAACGACAGGAAACCAGUCACAAUAAAAUGUUUGUAUCAUACAAUACGUGUACAUUAUAAAUAUAUGCAUACAUAUAGAUCCACAAUUAUAAAAGAGAUUAAAUAUUUGCAAAAGUUA